GAGCUGGGGAAAACGUGGGAGGAGGUUCAGAGCGAAGACGACCGUGAGAUGGUGGAUGAUGGAGACGAUGAUUGGUCAGACUGGCAGUCUCAUCCCGUCUCAGCUGUUUGUCUCUUCUGCGAUCAUCAGUCAGAAACUAUGGAGCAGAUCUACACACACAUGAAGGAGGCUCAUGGCUUUGAUCUCCACAAGCUGAGGACGGAGCUCAGUCUGCGUUUCUACGACCAGGUGAAGCUGGUGAACUUCCUCCGCCGUCAGCUCCAUCAGAGCCGCUGCUACGGCUGCCAGGAAACGUUCAGCUGCAGACAGGAAGUCCUUUGUCACCUGAAGGAGGCGGGACAUGUGAUGCAGCUUCCUCACAAGUCCACCUGGAACCAGCCUCAGUAUUACUUCCCCACGUAUGAGAACGACGCCCUCCUCUGCACGCUGUCUGACGGCGAUGAAGACGAACGUAACGUCAGCGAAGAUGUCCCGGUGAUCUCAGAGGACGUUUCCAACCUUCGAGCUUUGAAACAGAACUCCGUCCUCAAAUCGCUGCUGAAGAGCCGAGGGUCCUGCAGGUAGAAGACGUCCUGUUCCUGGACGACUCUUCCUCCUCCUCAUCCUCUGUUAACACCAAACUCUGUAAAAAAUAAUAAUUAAAGCCAUUCUGCAUCCCUGAA
Gymnodraco acuticeps is the source of this 662-nucleotide messenger RNA. It is a transcript of the gene znf277, whose product is annotated as zinc finger protein 277. The record is from RefSeq and is a predicted model, not a curated record. NCBI's taxonomy places the organism in Eukaryota, Metazoa, Chordata, Actinopteri, Perciformes, Bathydraconidae.